Molecule: messenger RNA, 870 nt
Organism: Brettanomyces bruxellensis
Lineage: Eukaryota; Fungi; Ascomycota; Pichiomycetes; Pichiales; Pichiaceae
Gene: MP65
Product: Cell surface mannoprotein mp65
Exons: 1
Coding region: 1-870 (289 amino acids)
Biological process (GO): cell wall organization
Cellular component (GO): cell surface; fungal-type cell wall; extracellular region
Molecular function (GO): 1,3-beta-glucanosyltransferase activity; glucan endo-1,3-beta-D-glucosidase activity
Source: RefSeq, a predicted model, not a curated record
AUGAUGUUCACAGCUGUUCUUGAGACCCUUGCCGUGUCACUCCUUGCCAUUUCGGCUCAGGCUUCGCCUCUUCCAGGCCACUUGCACCACCAGCAUAAGAGAUCUGACUCCGAGAGCACUUUGGGUAUUACUUACUCUCCUUACGAGGAUAACGGAGACUGCAAGUCGACUUCCGAGGUUGCCUCGGACUUGGCCAAGUUGUCCAGCUACAAGCUUAUCAGAUUGUAUGGCGUGGACUGCAACCAGGUUGCAAAUGUGCUCCAGGCCAAGGCUGAUGGCCAGAAGUUCUUCCUUGGCAUCUACGACAUGUCGGAUAUCGCCGGUGCUGUUGAGACUAUUGCCGAGGCUGUGAAGCAGUACGCCUCCUGGGAUGAUGUCUACACCGUGUCUGUUGGUAACGAGCUUGUUAACAGUGGUGAGGCCACCGUUUCCCAGAUUGCUGAGUACAUAAAGACUGCCAGAGCUGCACUUAAGGCUGCCGGAUAUACCGGACCUGUUGUUUCCGUCGACACGCACGUUGCCAUUCUCAACAAUCCAGGCCUUUGCGACUUGUCCGACUACAUCGCCUUCAAUGCACAUGCUUACUGGGAUGGAAACGUUCUUCCUGAAAAUGCCGGUGAGUGGUUGCUUGGCAACAUCGAGGCAGUUUCGUCUUGUUGCGGCGGUAAGAAGACGCUCUGUGCGGAGUCCGGAUGGCCUACCCAGGGUCAGGAUAACGGAAUCUGCGUUCCUUCCAAGGAGAACCAGGAAUCCGCAAUGAGCUCUAUUUCUGAGGCUUGUGGCAAUGACACCAUUGGUUUCACCGCCUUCAACGACUUGUGGAAGAACCCUGGUUCCAAGGGUGUCGAGCAGUACUGGGGAAUGCUAUGA